AUGGGAGGCAGUAAUUUCCAUAUUACAGUGAUUUUUCCUCGAUGUCUCGUGUCUUUUCUUUACUGCUGGACGGCAUAUGUGACGCUAUCAAGGGCCAAACAAAUUCCUCAAUUGUUUGCCAGAGUGCUAAUAUUUGGGUAUCUACUUUUGGGACUAUACACAUAUUUCAAGCUGAUAUGGACUAGUCCUGGAAGUCCGCUUGACUUUCCAGAGCUUAGAGUCAAUGAUAUUUACGCCGCAGAAAUGGGGGGUGAGCUACCACCAGAAUUUUUGGCCAAGCGAUCCAUUACUUCCAAAAAUAAUGGCAGAUUCAGACUGUGUAGAACAUGCAGUGUUUGGAAACCAGAUAGGUGUCAUCAUUGCUCGAGUUGCAACCGCUGUAUUUUGAAAAUGGAUCACCACUGUCCUUGGAUUCCGGGAUGUAUCGGAUUUGGAAAUCAGAAAUAUUUCAUUCAGUUUUUGAUAUACUCAACCCUCUAUGCUACCGCGAUACUUGUAAUAUCUAGUGCACAGUUUUAUAUGUGGUUCCAUGACGGAGUUUUCGAACGAGAAUUGAUUGAUAUGCUAUUACUUUCAGUCUGGCUAUUGGCAUUUGCUAUUUCGAUCGCAAUGAUGUGCUUUAGCGUAUUUAGUAUUUUACAGGUCAAUAGAAAUCAGACCACAAUAGAAAUGUACGGUUAUCAGCGGUAUAGGGAAGAGCUGGCGGUACUGGGCAAUGCUCACUUGGAUCAAGAUGAUACAAAUGCGUUUGAUCUCGGUUCUCGAUUGGAAAAUUGGACCAGCGUUAUGGGUUCAAAGUGGGUAGAAUGGCUUCUUCCUAUCCAAAGAUUAGAGAUAGCGAGAAAUCGACACUCUUGGAAUGAAAAAGGACUUUUUUUCGAGCUCGGACCUGGUAUAAAUGAUGGGAUCCUCGAAACUUUGGAUUUACAAAAUAGGCUUCUGAGAAGAGUAACUCCGAGGUCAUCAAUUGAUAACAAUAAAUAG
Zygotorulaspora mrakii is the source of this 984-nucleotide messenger RNA. RefSeq names its product palmitoyltransferase PFA3 (gene PFA3). The transcript has a single exon. Gene Ontology annotation, molecular function: palmitoyltransferase activity. The coding region runs from base 1 to 984 and encodes 327 amino acids. NCBI's taxonomy places the organism in Eukaryota, Fungi, Ascomycota, Saccharomycetes, Saccharomycetales, Saccharomycetaceae. The record is from RefSeq and is a predicted model, not a curated record.